This is a messenger RNA of Spodoptera exigua (beet armyworm), 8157 nucleotides long. The record is from the annotation of a GenBank genome assembly. NCBI's taxonomy places the organism in Eukaryota, Metazoa, Arthropoda, Insecta, Lepidoptera, Noctuidae.
UUUGUGUAUAGAUAUACCCAAUACAGCUGACUGCAGAUCCUCGCAGCCGGGCCUUCGAAGCCUCAGUCCUCAUCGGGCGCGCCAGCCAGCCGGUCGUUGGCUCCCGUAGCUCCCGUGAGCUCCCAGUGGCUGAUUUUUCUAAGUCCAUUAUCAACUUAGUGCUGUGACUGAAGAUGUCCUCAGGGAUGUACUAUUAUCGGCUUGCAAAUAUUAUAAAAACCUGAUCUAUAAUGGAGCGCGAUGGCUUGCCAGAAGAUCCUGCGAAACAAUGGGAAGUUCUUCUGUGUAUCAUCGCCUUCGAAGAAAAGAAGAUAGACCGCAGACCAGAUGGUGCAAUAGAGGCCCUAGCUUACUUUUACAACCACAAGGGAAUAAGGCACAUCUUCACGGAAUGGAUCAACCAGAUGAAGUUGAGCUAUGACAAGCAAAUGUCUGAAGAUGACACGGCCAGGAAGAAUGAUGAGAUGGCAUUGUUGUGGAGGCAGCGAGGAAACAUUAAGUUCAGAGCGGAAAUGUUUGAAGAGAGCCAGAAGUUGUACACUAAGAGUGUGCUCUUUGCUAGAAAAGAUGGGCCUUUGUACUCAGUGGCCCUAGCUAAUCGAUCCGCUGCAUCCCUUCGACUCAGACGCUAUAAGGAGAGUUUGAGAGAUGUCCAACGCGCUCUGAACCACCAAUACCCGCCAGAUCUCCAACACAAACUGUACCUGCGCCGCGCUGAGUGCUUCCUAGAAAUGGGCCAAAGACAAAACUGCAUCGAAGCUAUGAAACAGGCAGUUAGGCACAAUGAGAGGAUAAAACUCAAGGGCAUUUCUAAAGCGGAAUUCGACAAAUCGUACCGUUUGCUGGAAGAGAAAAUAGUAAAAUUGAAGCACGAUGCGCCCUCCGACGAGCUACACUUACCGGAGUUGUACCUCGGAGAGAAUCCAGAGUUCAGAAACGCCUGCGGAGCUGUUGAAUUAGUACGAAAUGAGGAGUUCGGGCGUCAUGUGCUGGUGAAGGAACCGGUGAAGAGAGGCGAUGUUAUAUUCGCUGAGGAACCAUUCGCCUCCGUCAAACUGCCGGAUAAGGACUUGCCGCAUCCCUACUACUGCGACUACUGUUGCAGCAGCGAUCCGGCUAUGAUUGGGUGCAGCGACUGUUCCCGCGUGGUAUACUGCGACGAAGCUUGCCACUAUCUCGGCAAAAACUUUUACCACCGUUGGGAAUGUAUUGGAGUAAGAGCUAACAUAUUCCCUAUUAUAGGGAUCGCUCAUUUGGCCUUUAGGGUUAUGUUAAAAUACGCCCACAAGGGCUUCCCUCGGCUGCCGGAGUCAGCCGGCACGCCGACCACGGCUGCCGCAUUGAUUGCGGAGUACAGCAAAGUGGACAACAUCAACAUCUACAAGAAGGAAACAGAGUCUUUCUACCGUAUGUUCAACCUUUCGUCGAACCUGGGCAGUUCGGCGAAUACUGAUAACAUACAGUACGCCCUAUCGUCCACCAUGCUGACCCUGUAUCUUGAACAAAAUACAAAUUUCUUUGAGUAUUUCCCGGCUAGAGUUGGGUAUCCCCUACCCAUGAAUGAAAUGAAGCUAUUGUGCGCGGCCUUGAUAUUCCGUAGCUUGGGCCAGCUAAUCAGUAACGCACACACGGUCAUGGAAUUAAAUACUGGUCAAAAUCCUAAUAUGCCAAUACCGUGUACGUCCAGCCCCUGGCGUCGAAUCGGAACGGGGAUAUAUCCCAGCGCUUCGAUGAUGAAUCACUCUUGUGAACCGAAUAUCACAAACGUGUUCUACAAAAAUCACCUUUUCGUUAAAGUGAUUCGUGAGUUGCCCAAAGGGGGUGAAGUUCUCAAUUGCUACGGUCCUCACUACGCAAGAGCCUCCACCGAUGACCGACGAGAAGCCCUCCGCAUCCAGUACGGCUUCCACUGCAUGUGUCCUGCCUGCGUUGACGAAUCCAGAAAAGACUUCGUCUCGCUGUUUUCGGCGUACGCAUGCUCGUCAUGCAAAGGUCCUGUUACUUGGGAAGGGACGAGAAUGUGUUGCCACCAGUGUCCCAAUGAGUUCCCGCUGCAAAGAGCCCAGAAUGCUGCUGAAACUGCUGAUGCAAUGCACGCAAUAGCGAUGCGCGCUCGAACAAAAGAGGAGCGUUGUGACCGAAUGGUUCGGUCCUACAGGCUGAUGCAGCAGGUCUUGUAUCGCCAUCAUAAUAUACUGAGAAAGGCGUCAGACGAUCUGGCCAUGCUAUACGCCGCUAUAGGCGAGUACACAAAAAGCAUUGAUCUGAUAAAGCAAAACAUUCAAAGUUUCGAAUACCAGUUCGGAUCAUUCAGCGUUGAGGUAACCAAUGAGAUAAGGAAGAUGGCGAACCUAAUGUUGGGACGUAUAAUGAAGUAUUUGGACAAUCCAGAAUUAGAUGAACGCCAGCCAAUGCCUAUAAAGGAUUGGAUCCGCGAGACGUUAAAGAUUGCUAAGAAAGCAACGCAACUAAUGGAGCUGAACUUCGGUACGUGGCAGCCGAUGUACAGAGCCCUCAAAGACAACGAGGAUGUGCUGGAGAACAUGCUAGCUGGCCCGCGGUUCCACGAUCACCCUGAGUGCUUCAACCAUCGCCUGCAGAACCUCAACCUCAUUUAGCGAGCUAAGUGCACGUUUAUUUAAGAAGGUGAAAUAAGCCUUCGAACCUGGGAUACACAAAUUUACUCAAAAAUACACUAAACUAAAUUGUAAUAUGAAGAAAUCUAAUUUAGUGGUGUUUCCCAGGUCCAAAUUUUAUUCGGACUUUUCGACGUGAAAUUUUGUAAAACCCUAUAAUAAUCAUGUGUAUAUAAUGUGCGUUCUGUGUGUAAAAACAAAUUAAGAUAAAUGUGAUUGUGAGAUGGAACACAAAAAAGACCAUUGGUUCGUAGGAUUAUAUGGAUCUUGAUGUAGUGCGUACUUGGUGUGCCGUAAUUAUGUUUAUUUGAUCACCGCUUUCUAAAUAAAUUUAGUAAAACUAUUGUCGAUUACCUUGAUAGGACUUUGAAAACUAAAUUGCACAAACAUUUGUGACAAUUUUCUUCACGCGUUCGUAAGAUCUCCAAUUGAGAAUAGCUAAAUAAUAUAGUCGCGAAAACCAAACAACCACACUUUUUUACAAAGGGAAAUUCUCUCCAACAACAAGUUUAUAAAAUAACAAAUAAUGUUCCCAUCCUUCACACCAGCACACAUCAUUAGCCUAUAGGCGCCCGACUGCCCAUUGCUCAGCAUAGGCGUCUUCUUACUACGUGGAAAGGAUUGAGCAUCAAUCAUCACGCUUGUGUUUUCGCUUUCCAACUUAUAAUUAGAAAUUAUAAGUCUUGUUUCCCUUCACCGUAUGUCAGUGUCACAUUGGUACUUGACAAAUUCUCAAUCCUCACCUUUAUGCUUGAGAAGCCGGCGCCAUAACCUGCUGGCCACCGUGACAUAUAGACCUCCAUCUUACCUUCAUUAAAAAUAAUCAGUCAUGGCAUGCCUUAUAAACAUUUUGUAGGUAAGUGAUCAUAUGAUUUGUAUUGUGCUUGGUUGACAUCAAAAUGGCAGUUGUAAAGAGUGACAAACUGGUCUGAGUGGCAUUAUCUAUUUAGUCUCGCUGGGUAGAACUUGUAGCUGGAUGAUCAUUUCGUUGGGUUUGGCAUCAAUAAACCUGUCUGAUCUUGAACUGAUCAAAAUUUCAGAUCAAUAAAUAAAAUUUCUUUAAUUCUCAACAACCUAUUUCAGUCUUCGCUAAUUUGAUUGAAGAAAUAUGCGAAAUUGUGAUUUGAGCAGGUUUGCUAUCAGCUGCAGUAUAAAUAAGUUGCCUCCGCAGACAGUGAACGAUUUCGUGUAUUAAGCUAUCCACAGACUUUUAACUUGUAACUGACUGAAGCCUAAAAAAACUUGUAAAGCGCAGAUGCCCCAAUUCAUUAUGUCCCUGCCAACUAACCCCUUUCACCAUUGUCUUCGACUUUUAUAAGUCUACUUCCUCCAGUGGUAGAGCACAGCUGUAGGCACUCGUUGUCUUAGCUCGAACAUGGGCAUGCUCGACCGGGGUAGUACCACGCUCUCACAGAAGAUCGACGGGACACAUCGACCUUCAAGUUGUGUUUCGUUCGGUGAGUGAAGAGUUCCGGCGCCCACAUCUUCCCCCACCCUCAUUUCACACCCUCCCAUUCCAUCAGCAUCGUCUUCGAUUUUAUAAUCUACUUCCCCUACUGAUGCAAAGGCCCUCCGUCUUCCCUCAUCUUCGACCAUCUUUUUUCUUCUACUAGGGCACUCAUUGUUUUAGCUCGUAAAUGGUCACACUCGACCGGCGUAGUACCACCGUGCUCUCACAGAAGAUUGUCGUGACAUAGCAACCUUAAGUUGCUUUGUUUCAUUCACUGUGUGACGUUUUUCGACGCUCACUUCUUCCCUUACUCCAAUUUACCCCUACUAACUCCAUUAUCAUCGUCUUCGAUUAUCCAUUUUACUACCUCCAGUAGUAGUGCACAGCUGUAGUCACUCGUUGUCUUAGCUCGUAAUUGGGCUCGCUCAACCGAAGUUGUAUUACACUUUCACCGGACAUCAUCAGGACAUAGUGACUUUCAAGUUGUUGGGAUUCGUUUGGUGAGCGACGAAUUUCAGUGCCUACAUCUUUCCCGCACUCUGACUUCCCUUUACCCAAUUAUACAAACUUUCACAAGUCUACUUCCUCUAGUGGUAGAGCACAGCUGUAGACACUCUUUGUCUCAGCUCGAACAUGGGCACGCUCGACCGGGGUAGUACCACGCUCUCACAGAAGACCGAUGGGACACAGCGACGUUCAGUUGCUAUGUUUCGUUCGGUGAGUGAUGAGUUCCGGAGCCCACUUCUUCCCCUACCCCCAUUUCACUCGUCACUAUAUUUUUAAUGGUUAGUUUUGACUAGUCCACUUCCUCUACUUACAAGGCACAGCUGUAGGAUCUCGUUGUCUUACACAACCGACGGAAAAAGCUACCUUCAUGUUGCUGUGUUUCGUACGGCGAGUGACGAGUUCCGACACCCACAGUUGCCUACACUUUGGCUUCCCUUUACUAAAUAUAUCUUCUUUCACAAGUUUGCUUCUUCUAUUGGUAGGUCACAGCUGAGGGAUCUCGUUGUCUAAGCUAUCGACGGGAAAUAGCGGCAUUUCAAGUUGCUGUGUUUCCUUCGGUGAGUGACGAGUUCCGCGCCUUCAUAUUCCCCAUUCUUCUACCUCAUUUCCUCCACGUCACCAAUGUUUAUCAUUGUUAUUCAACUUUUACAAGUAUACUUCCAUCUAAUAGUAAGACACUACUAAAGGAUCUCUUUGUCUUCGACAAUUCUUCUUUUCUUGAGUGACGAGUUCCGACACCAAUAUCCACAUCUUCCUCGAGCCUGGCUUCCCUUUACCCAAUUAUCAAUUGUACUCUCCUUUCACGAGUUUGCUUCAGCACACCUAUAGGUAGGUAUUCUAUGUCUCAACUCGUAAACGGGCACGCUCGACCGGGGUAGUACCACGCUCUCACAGAAGACCGACGGGCAAUAGUGGCGUCUAGUUGCUAUGUUUCGUUCGGUGAGUGACGAGUUCCGGCGCCCACAUUUUUCUCUAUCCCCACUUCAUUCCCCCAUCCAAUUCCUCAUACUUUGUUACUGUCUUUUAUAGUCUACUUUCACUAGUGGUAGAGCACAGCUGUAGGCACUUGUUGUCUCAGCUCGUAAGUGGGCACGUUCGACUAGGGUAGUCGCACGCUCUCACAGGAAGUCUUGUGAGACCGCGUGGUAUGGUAUGUUAUCUUCUAUGCAUGAAGAGUUCCGACGCUAAAACUGUCUUUUCUCUUAUGCCAUCUUAUAACUAAUAUUUCUCUUGAAUCAACUAAAUCUUACCCAUUUCUACGACAUUCCAGAAAUGACUCGACAUAUCUCUGUCAGCCGUGAAGGUUUUGAAUUGUGACUAAUCGACUAUCAACUUAAGUCAAAGAUGCACUGCAUAUCUUGAAAAAACUAAUACGGGUGCUGAUACAGUUCGUGAGGUCUUCGUCACUUUAUUGAGACAGGAAAUUAAAAUUAUUUUCACAUGACACGCUCCACGUAUUAGUAUUUCCUAAGGUAUGAGUACUGGAAAUAAUUGUUAUGGAGAAUGUAGUUCUCAGUGUAAAGGGAUUACGACUAAAUGUUAAUAUUGCUUGAAUCCUGUUUCUUCCGCCCUCUGAGGUGAGGUGUACCUAGUCAAUUGCAUCUCAUAAAGAGGCACUUUCCCCUGAGUAGUACCACGCUCUCACAGAAGACCGGCGGGAAAUAGCGGCGUCUAGUUGCUGUUUCGUUCGAUGAGUGACGAGUUUUUUCACUUUCUGUAUUUUAUCUACCAUUCUGCACCAUUGACUUCGAUUUUCAUAUGGCUACUUCCUCCAGUGGUAGAGCACAGCUGUAGGCACUCGUUGCCUCAGCUCGAACAUGGGCACGCUCGACCGGGGUAGUACCACGCUCUCACAGAAGACCGAUGGGACACAGUGACCUCUUCGUUGCUGCGUUUCGUUCGGUGAGUGACGAGUUCCGGCGCCCACUUUUUUGUUUUCCCCUUUUUGUUACUUUAUUGCACUACCCCCCUCCCCCCUUGCACAAAUUUCUUCGACUUUAAUAAGUCUUUUUUCUCUUCUGCUAGAGUGCUAGUGUGCGUUAUUGCCUUACCUUAAAAAUGGCAAAGAUCUGACGGAAUAAUACUAAGCUCUCACUCAAGGUUGAUGUGAAAUAGCGUUAUCUGGUUGUUGUGUUACAUUCAGUGAGUGAUGAGUUCCGGAGUCCACUCUAUUCUCUUCUUCUAAUUGUCGCUCCUUCCCUCCCUCUAUUUCACAGUUCCCUUAACUUUUGCACCGCUGUAGGUACUUUCACCUUCACUCGCUAGUAUUAGGCCUGGCUUAAGUACUGUCACGCUCUCACACCCAAUCAACUGGAAAUACCAAUAUCUAGUUGUGUUACGCUAUAUGAGAAAUAAGUUCUAUGUAACUUGGUCUUUUUCUUCUUCCCGUCACCCCGCCUAUCAUUCACGUGUUACAUCAUAACACCAAUGACGGGGUGAUAAACGUUCUUCGAUGUAAACAGUCUUAACAUCUUUUUUAUCAUCAUUAAUACUACUUACAUCUAGCUUCAACUCCAUCAUCCAUCUGUCAGAUUCUGUCGUCCAUUACUGUCGGAUUGAAAUUAAUGUUAAUGCUGAUGUCUUUUCUUGCUAAUGUCUUCUUUCACAACAAUUCAGUAUAUCUGUCCCUUCUCUGAUAAUUCUAAUUCCCCAUCCCGCUGUCCCCAGUCCCCACCGUUUUUCGCAAUCCUAAAAUAUCCUGUAAUGACUUCCAUUUUCAUAAUUUGUUUUUAUCUAGUGGUAGAGCACAGCUAUAGAUACUCGUUGUCUUAGCUCAAACCAGGGCACGCUCGACCGGGGUAGUACCACGCUCUCACAGAAGACCGAUGGGACACAUCGACCACCAAGUUGUUGAGUUUUGUUCGGUGAGUGAUGAGUUCCGGCGCCCACGUCUUCCCCUUCCCCUACGUCUUCCGUCCACCUACUCCAUCUUUCCUGCCCCAUUUCACCCCGCCUCUUAUUUCCAUUUUAUUCACUAUCUUCAAAAAACUAGUUUCUCUACUAAAAAAUGAAAUUAAAUUUGACUUAAGGAUGUUGUUGGAGAGCGUUCAAUUUUAGAAAUUGUAAACGUUAAAAAUUAUGAAGAUCUAAUCGGUUACCUAAAACGUUGUAGAGACGAAAUGUAUAAGAACAAGGUUUACAAUAUAAAUACAAUUAUAUAAAACAGCUACAUACUUACCUGAGAUAAAUGUGACAAAAUAGACUAAAAGUGGAGCUUGUUUGGCAAUUCCUAAAGGCAAAUAUGCUGUAUAUGUAAAGAUCUUGUGCAGCUCUAAUGUCCCAAACACAAUUCUUUCCCUAAACUUCAUCCUGCAACUAUGUACAUGUGCUUAACCUCUCUUAUUCGGCUUUUAUUAGUCUACUUCCUCUAGUGGUAGAGCACAGCUGUAGGCACUCGUUGUCUCAGCUCGAACAUGGGCACGCUCGACCGGGGUAGUACCACGCUCUCACAGAAGAUCGACGGGGCAUAGCAACCUUCAAGUUGCCGAGUUACGUUCGGUGAGUGAAGAGCUCCGACGCCCACUUUUUCCAUAAAGCCAAUUCAUCUCUUCUCACUCCAAUUCA